Macrosteles quadrilineatus (aster leafhopper) is the source of this 1250-nucleotide messenger RNA. RefSeq lists its product as uncharacterized. Gene Ontology annotation, biological process: protein localization to nucleus; negative regulation of protein catabolic process. The transcript is spliced from 7 exons. The record is from RefSeq and is a predicted model, not a curated record. Bases 151 to 1197 code for a protein of 348 amino acids. Lineage: Eukaryota; Metazoa; Arthropoda; Insecta; Hemiptera; Cicadellidae. Gene Ontology annotation, molecular function: DNA binding.
UAAGAAUAACCAUACCCAUGGUAAUUUUUUGGCAUAGAGCUAAUAAAAACCAACAUAUCUAAGCCUAUUCAUAUAAAAUGUUGCAACUUAAAUUUCAGUCUCCGUCAUUAAUCAAUCAUCGAGAUAAGGGCGCCACCUAGAUAGGCUACAAUGGCAGCAAAUCCUCUUGCAGUAAAAGUGAAAGUGGAAACAUCACAUCAAGAUGAGAUAUUCAAUCACAUUAUCCAACAAAUUAUUGUCAUACACAACUCCUUUAAUGAGAAAGUUAAGCAGUUGGAGUCCAAAAUGGAUGGCUUUGUCAAAACGAUGAAACAAGGGUUUUCCGAUCAUCUGUCAAGUGAAAAGAAACAGUGUCACUGUUGUCAAGAAGUUUUAGAAAAGAUUUCUGGGAUUGAACAAUUCAUUCAGAGCAUUUUUGUUGAACGGAGGAAUACAAAUGUUGAAGAAGAUGGAUCGACAGAUUUACCAGUUGUGUUGUUGCCGAGCUACAAGCCCCAUUACAACAUGUGUAGUACUGAUGGUGACUCGUCCAUUCAAGUUAUCUCACUCAACUCCGAGACAGACUAUCCUAACGGUUCAUGGCUGGGCAACGAGAAAAAUCCCGAGUCUCGCGUUAGAGUUCCUAUCACUCCAUCACAACUACUCCACAUCAAUACCUUGUGCACUACACCGGAGAAGAUGGCGAUUGUACUUCUUGAUCACUUGUUUCCUUUAGAAGUACAAGCUGUAUCAAAUUUAUCCGGCAAAGGCAAGCACUUCAAGAAGCAAUUGGACCCUUUAAAGAUUUACGGUAUAAAAACUCAUCUAAUGCACAAAUUCAACAUCACCGAGAGAGACUGGUACAGGAUCAAACAAAAUCUAGACUCAAAAUGUCGAACAGCUUGGAGGAAGAAAGCCAGGGGUCUGCCUCUAUCCAAAAAUAAGGCAAAUCGUGAGGAGCCAGCAGAAAAGAUGCCGAGGACCAACUCAAUAGUUUUGAAGGAGUUAUCGUUCAUAAGUGAGGAUAAUUCCCAGGAACUAUCAUCAAUGAUUGUGGAAGAUAGUGAUUGUUUGACGCUGUCAGGCACUUGCUGUGAGCAGACCUUGACAAUCAUCACAGACGCAGGGGACACUGUCAACGUACCCAUACUGAGUGCAGAAGACGAACUCAACGAUGAACACUCCUCCACCGAUGACAUACUCAGUUUGCGCACUUAAUAUUCAUUUGUGUUAUUUACCUACUAUUGAACAAUAAAUAGUAUACCACCUUU